Aethina tumida (small hive beetle) is the source of this 2794-nucleotide messenger RNA. RefSeq names its product serine/arginine repetitive matrix protein 2. NCBI's taxonomy places the organism in Eukaryota, Metazoa, Arthropoda, Insecta, Coleoptera, Nitidulidae. The transcript has 7 exons. The coding region runs from base 154 to 2664 and encodes 836 amino acids. The record is from RefSeq and is a predicted model, not a curated record.
UGAAUUUACCGCGUUUUAGGUUGGCGGCAGGUAGCGUAGUGAUCAUAAAUAUAGUCUAUAAUUUUUGGUUAACAACAGUGACAUUUCCGAGGACUGGUAUUCUGUGGAGUGGAUUUAUUUAAUGACAAACACUUUAAGUAGUUUCUUUUUAAAAUGGAAUUGAAUAGCAAAACGGAUGAAAAACCGGCUUUAGAAAAUGUUAACGAGGAGUGCGAUAAAAAGAUUGUUGAAUCCAUGUCACAGGCCGGCGAAAACAUUAAAAACAAUAACGGCAAUACUAAUUCAAAAAGUGAGCAAAUCAGUGAAAUAGAAGGAAACAGCUCAUCAGUGACACAAACUAAACAAAACAGUGAUAGAAAUGUGUGUGAGAAGGAUGAGACAAAUACUAAACAAAACAAUGAAAUAAAAUCAGAUGAUUUGAUUAAUAAACGCGACAGUAACAAAUUUGACAGUUCCAAGGUGGAAACUAAUCAAAAAAAUAAUACUAACACAUCUGACAACAAAACAACAUCAGAGCAAAGCAUCAAUUCCAUCUUAAAAGUAGAGAAUUCUAAUGACCCCGAUAUUAUAAGUGAAGCAAAAGAAAUUGAUGGUGAAAAAGAUGUUGAAUAUGAUGUGCCAGAUGAUUUCUUUGAUGAUUUCCUCAAACAGGACUUCAUGGAAGGUCUGGAUAUAGUUGAUGAUGAUGAUGUGUCAGAGAAUGAAAAGAAUCGAUUAGUGACAGAAUCAAAGGAGCAAAGCAAAGAGACUAAAACAACACCCAAAAAAACUGAAACUAAAUCCAAGGAAAGAGACAAGUCAUCAAAAUCAAAUUCAGAGGAGAAACGUCGUGAUCCGGAGAAAACCAAAAGGGACAUACAGAACUACAAAAUGAAAUGCAUGAAGGACCAACAGAGAAAGCUCCUGACAGAAAGGUUGGACUCAGGUCUGGUUCCUCCAGGGAUGGAAAUGGAGGUGGACUCUGAUGUGAAUAUCAGCCUCAAGGAAGACAAAAAGGAACAAUCCAAAUCCGAUACGGAAGACCCGCCGUCUAAACGACGGAAAGUCAGACAAAGUCCCGUGCGCAAGCAUAGCCCGAUACGUAAUCCCAGCCCGAUGCACAAAAGAAAUCCGCUGCGCAAAACCAGCCCGUUGCGUAAGGUUAGUCCGCUGCGCAAGACCAGCCCUCUGCGCAAACGCUAUUUCAGCCCGACGCGGCUGCGCGGCAACGUGAGGCCAAGCCCGGACCGUAGAAUGUCACCUCUGCGACGACGGGUGUCUCCAAUGAGGAGGGACUCGUCCCACUACACGAACAAGUCUCCCGACGAACUGAAAAGGGGGCGAUCGUCCCAGUCAGGGCGUAGAAGUCACGAACGCAGGAAGAGCCACUCUAGGUCACCUAGGCGACGGUCACGCAGCAGUGAUCGCAGGGGCUACCGCGACCGAAGGAGCCGGCGCAGCAGGUCUCGCAGCCCAAAACGUCGCAAGACGAAGUACGGAGAGAAGUCAUUCCUGGAGGAGAUAGCCGAGAAGCUGAAUGAAACGCGGCCGAUGAUGCCGAUGGCUCCAAUGUACCAGGGCGGCGUACAAGCUCCUAUUCCCGCCCCUGUUAUGUAUCCUGUCGUCCAGCCGACGUACGACCAGCAGUUCUUCAUCGGCAACACGAAUCUUCCUGCUACUUCCCACGUUCCCGGUUCGGUUAAUCAGCAAGUACAACCAAUGACUAGAAUGACUGUGCUCCAAGCUCCGCCAGUCAUACCGAUGACGCAACCCUAUAUGAUGGAACAACCUGUUGUUCCCCCUGUACCUAAUUUGCAGACCGUCCCCACCGUGCCUCAGGAAGUCCAAACGCCCAAACAGCCCGAACCAGAACAAGAAAUCGACGAACAAGAGCAGCUUGCAAAAUUGUUUGAAGAGAAGAAAAUUUCGUUGUCAGAGUAUCUAUCUAGGGCGUCCAAUACGAAAGUACAAUCGACGAGUCCUGAAUCUCUUAAGGAAAAAGUUCAAGUGAUAUCAAUGUGCCAUGAUGCCAUAAAAUUCCUGGACAACGGCAAGAAGUACAUCGGAAGAUUGUCAGUAAAACCAACAAAGGAACAACCACCAGUCCCAGUGUCAAUCAAGAACAAAUCGCCUUUGCUGCGAUCCAGCCGCAUUCGCUUCCCAUUUACUAAGCCGCCUGCAAAUGUGCCGCCAGGCAAAGAGUUUUCCUCCAGCAUGGAGCGUCUAUUGCAAUGCGUCGGCCUGUCUACGAGGGCGGUCGCCCUCGAACCGGUACCGCAAGAAAAAAAAGAAGAGGCGGCUGUCGCCAGAAAAUCGAUCGACAACGCCCGAAACGUGCUACCGAAAAUGGUGCAAACCGACCCCUAUCGCUGUGAGAACUGUGAAAUCAGAAAGCGCAAGAGUUUUAACGCGAUCAGUGUGCAAUGUGGUGAACCAGUUAUAAAAAUGGUGUCAGUCGAGACGCAGGUGUGCGAGGAAGAUCUGAUGCCGAAGAAGAAGUCGCUGGCCGCACUGACGCCCGCCCAACUGCUGGGUAAAAUACAGGAGACGAACACUUUCAAUCCGCCGGUGAGGGACACGCAGCGGGGGCCGCCGCCCAGGACCUUUCAGACCUUCAAUCCGAUGCCCCAGUCGUCGAUGAAUCCAUACGGGUGCGGGUACCGACCACGCUACAAGAGGAUGUAGACUUUGUCUUAGACUUUAGGAAUAACGCAUUAUUGUUUUUUUUUUUUUUGUGAGAAUUUUUUCUAAUUUGUUUAUUUUUUAUUAUAAAGGAAUAUAUUGUUAUGUGAUACAAUAAAUAUUGUAAACUGGA